UAGACAUACGCAUCGAGUGUCUUUUCAUUCAUAUCAAUAAAGCAUAUAUCUCCAUAUUGCAUACACAACAAUCUGCAAUUUAUAAUAGUGAAAAGUUGUACAAUAGCAUACUUGGACAUAGUCAACCGUUGUGAAAAACAACUACCAUAACUGUCCGAUUGGUUCAAGUUAUCCAUUCCCCCCCACCGUCAUAUUGAGAAGCACAGGAAUUUUACAUAAUAGAAAUCAUUCAUUUAAUUUCGUUUCAUCCCUUCCCAAGUUCACACUUUCUCAACGAUGUCUACAGUUUACGGUUAUACAACUCCAGCAAACGUCAAGACACUCCUAGUGCCCAUCAACAAAUGCACAUCUACUCAAUUCAACCGUCAUCUCCAGGUGCUACCUCCGGAUAUGCAUGAGGUGCGAUUGCUAGACCUUUCACCCAACACCGACCUCCAAUAUUUCAAUCCCCAGACGUUUCCGAAUGGCAGGAUCUUCCUUGAUCUUCACCUAGCAGCUCCCGAGGCGAACUCGAUCUUUUUACACGACUUCGAGCCGUUCAGAAAGACUUUUGUAGUUAUUGGUGUAGCCUCAUACACUGCAGAUAUAAAUGUGGAAUAUCAUUUGGAAAAUCUUGCCAAACACUAUCCAGGCGCAAUUGUCCAUAACAUUAUCGUCUUUGACACUCCCACCAGUGAGAUUAACGGGCUCAAUAGGGCGAGCGACCAUUCAGCCAAAUCCGUGUUUUACCAUGAUGCUUCCUCGGACCAUAAUCUCACAGCCUUGGAGACUAUCAUCUGUGGAAUCACGCAGAACUUCCUUGUAGCUCUCGACACAUAUGCUGCGUCGUACACCAACAUUACUUUGAGGUCACCAGUAUCGAUAACAGAUAGUUAUAUACUCACCAAGACUAUCAACCAAGCACAAAAGAGACUCAGUUCAGGAUCUACCUCGUUCAAAGUCUCCUUUUCUGGCCCCAAUCCGCCUUCUUCGAACCCGAUAGACUCCAAAUCCAAGUCCCAGCAGCGCCACAACGGCAGGCAGUUGAAGCUCAUGGCGAAUUUCUACCUUUUGGCCGGUAAAUACGUCGAUUCAGUGCAACAUUUCAUCGAUGCUGCUAUCACGCUAAAGAAAUGUGAUGAUUACCUCUGGCUAGGAAGUGCGCUCGAAGGGAUUUCCAACUCUGUAGUAUUACUCCAUUACAUAGGGAGCAAUCACCAGCUACUGAGCUCGCUUAUAUCCUCCAUUCUUCUGGUGUCGAAAAUGAAGCUUCUGUCGCUCUCUACCACAGAUUUGUUAUCUCCUAAGAGAACCUCUGUAGAUCAAAGUUCCAACGGCAGAACAAUUGCUCCAUCACCCAGAAGUAGUGUUAGUGGUAGCAGUUUUAGCUUCAGCUCUGGUGCGGAUAUAAACGCCAUUCCUCUUCCCGAGCUCAUCAAGAUCUUUUCUGCUAGAGUUUUGUUCUACUACGAUCAGAGUACAAACGACUUCGAGAAUAUGGUACCGGACCUUGUCUACGUAGAGUCGAUCUUGCGUACCAUCAAGUUCAUGAUCGGUAUCUACUUAGGCGGGAACGAUCUGUCGUCAUUACUCUUGCAAUCGAUAGUAUUCUGUAAAUCUUAUUCCAACACAAUUGUCAAUAGUCAGUUCUUCCUGAAAAGUGAUAUUCUCAAGGAGAUUGACAAAGUUUUUCAGUUGCAAUUGGUGGAUAUGGGCAUAAUCGAACAGUGCCGAAUCUACUCCACCCUAGCAUCUAUGUACGGAGACUUGGACCUUGUACGAAAGAAAGCAUUUAUAUUGCGCUUCUUGAUAGUAGGUAUAUUACCAAAACUAAACGCCUCUGAUGGCCAGAUUGGUAAGAAUGAUCAGAAUCAAAGCAUUAGAGGCAUUUUCGAAUAUUUAUUCACAAUCUACGGCAUAAAUUUGGAAACAGAAAGCUCUCCUAUAGAUGCUAGUAUACAAUCUCAGGGUAAUUGGGUGUCUUUACAAAUCCAACUUUUGCGUUUAUGUCUCAGAACUACCGAAACACUAAAAGAUUAUCCAUUCCAUUUAAAGCUUUGCACUCUUUUGUUGACUAGAUAUACGCAUUGUUUACCUUCAGAUGACCAACAUAAAUUGAAGGGCAAAAUCGAGCGAAUCUUAUUUUUGUCAAACAGAAACAAUUUGAAAUUAAGCGUACCAUACUGGGACCCAUUUUUGGUGAGGAAAGUAAAAUUCAUCAACAACCGUAAUAGAGAUGAAGUUAUGCCCUUUCUCGACUACCAAAACAACACCAUAAACACAGAUGAGGAAGUCAAUGCUCCAUUUUUUGAUCCAUAUAAUAAGCCAUUGGCAUCAAGCACCUUUAACAAGGAUAAGAUUCUUAUUCGAGACGAUGUCUAUCAGUUGAAAGUGCAAUUACAAAAUCCUUUUGCGUUUGAAGUCGAAAUUAACGAUCUCACAAUCGUUACAGAAGGCAACGUCACAGUGCAAACACUCAAAAAUCAAAUACGUCCGUUCAACGGAACUCAAUAUCAACAACCCACAGCAUCCAGAUCCAUUAAUGGUCUGUUGAACAAAGCGAGAGCUGUAACAACUGGUAGUAGAAAAGUUACUGGAGCUAACUCUACUGGUAUGCAACCUUCGUUGGUCUCAUCCAACACUGUAAAUUCUGCUAUAGUAGUUCCUCCAUGUUCUUCGGAGCAUUUCGUAGUUGGUUUCAAGCCUUUGCAAGUUGGAGAGUUGAAGAUAAUCGGCUUUAACAUCUGCAUAGGUGUCUGUGAAGAGCAGUUCUUCCGUAUUGUAGACAAGGAGUUGACCAAGGUAGCCUUGAAAGUGAAGGAUAUGGAUGGUCGUAGCGCGAAGAAAGAAAACACACUUGACAAGGUUUGUCAGAACUUGAGAAAUAACAGUAUUGACGGUCGCAUAUCUACAAAGAACUUGGUCUUACACGUAAUUCCUCCUCAACCAGCUCUAUCAUUGAUAGGCAUUCUGAUGACAAACGGUUGGAUUAUGUUGCUUGAAGGUGAGAGAUUCAAUUUUUCAAUCCGUUUGGCCAACAACUCUUCAGUAUUGAUCAACUAUCUUUCUUUUUCGUUCUGGGACUCCACGAUAGAACCGUUGAACAAAAAGUUGAAUGCAAGCUCCGGAAGCCAGACUUUGCCAGCUUCAGAUGUUUAUGAGAUCGAGUGGUAUUUGUUGCAAUUUAAACCAUUUAGAAUUCUCAAUAAGGAAACUAUUAUGGAAAAGUAUAGAACAAUUGAUCCUCAAAGUGAAAUAAAGAUUGACUACGAAAUCAACGGGAGAAGAGGAAUGAAGGAACUGAAGAUAAUAUUGGAGUAUGCCCAUAAGGAAUCGGAGGAUCUCUCCAAGAAUUACAUCAAGUAUGUCAACAUACCGUUGAAUGUGUCCAUAAUGCCUUCGCUUGAAAUUGUGGGCUGUGACAUCCUUCCCCUUUUUUCUGAUCUAAUUCUUGAGAACCUUGACAAUGUCUUGUCCUUCAUUACCAAGGUUAUCAAGGCGGAUACAGAAGAAAUCAGUGAUUAUUGCCUUUUCCUAGUUGAUAUUCGCAACUCAUGGAACGAGAAGUUGUCCUGUUCGUUGCUGUAUAGCUUCGACGAGACAUCCAGUUUUGAUGUUAACGAAGUUAUAGAGCCUGGAAAGACGACCAGGUUCUUACUCCCUGUCAAAAGAGUUUCCAGUAAAGACGUGGAUCUCACCAAGCCCAUUCCUUCGUUGCGUAACAAACAGUUUGUCAAAAACUAUACAAUUACUGAAGCAGAAGAAAUGCAGAUGAGGGAAAUAUUUUGGUUGCGUAAUUCGCUUCUUGAAAAGCUUUCGAAUCACUGGAAGACUAUAGAGACUAAGGCUACUGGUAAAAGAGCUGGCAGUAUAGACUUAAGAGCAAUUCGUCUCUCUACAAAAAUGAGCAAUGUCUUGGUGUAUAGCAAAAUCCGACUCUUGACUACGAUUCUUGAUGAUGGUCAACAGCAACCAGUAGCUAAAGAAGGCACCCAGUAUCUUCUCAAGAUCGACGAGUUCUACACAUUACGAACUACGAUCAUAAACAACACGGAGAGCACUAUCAAUGGCAUUCUCCGUCACUUGCCAUUCCCCAUGAGUAUCUUGUCCAACACCGUAGUCCACAGUGCGAACUUGAUCAAGGCACAGAUGUCUAUAGAUCGGAAAAUUCUUAUCAACGGCGUUCUCCAGAGCCCCGUAUGUAAAAAAGGAAUAGAGCCAGGCGACAAGAUCGACUUGGACUUAGGGUUUGUGAUUCUCGAAAAGGGAGAAUACGAAUGGGGAACCGUCCUAGAUACUCUCAAUAAGGAUAAUCUCCAAAUUGUUGGUAGAGAACCACUCUACAUCUCUGCCUCUUAGCAUUACUUAUAGAUACGUAUAUGUUUGCAUUAUAAA
Molecule: messenger RNA, 4374 nt
Organism: Scheffersomyces stipitis CBS 6054
Lineage: Eukaryota; Fungi; Ascomycota; Pichiomycetes; Serinales; Debaryomycetaceae
Gene: TRS120
Exons: 4
Coding region: 277-4338 (1353 amino acids)
Cellular component (GO): trans-Golgi network
Source: RefSeq, a predicted model, not a curated record